GGGUGUAUAGAUCAGUUGGUAAAGCAUUGGGCUUUUAACCUAAUGGUCGCGGGUUCAAGUCCUGCUAUACCCA
Molecule: messenger RNA, 73 nt
Organism: Oldenlandia corymbosa var. corymbosa
Lineage: Eukaryota; Viridiplantae; Streptophyta; Magnoliopsida; Gentianales; Rubiaceae
Source: the annotation of a GenBank genome assembly